UGUGUCUCUUAUCACCUGUCGGCAGAACAGAACGACUGACAGUCAGUGCGGGAAUAUCACCACGGUGCACCGUUAUACAAGCUAAAUACCAUCUCUGGAUUCUCAUUCAGUCGAUAUGGAUUAACACAGGAAUGAAAUAUACAUGAUAUUUACAUGAGUGUUAUAUACAUGGAUACCACACAGUGAUAGAACAUUGUCAGUUGUAUAUAUCACCGGGCGAUAACUACCGAUAUCGACAUGGUUCUCCAGGAGGUGAUAGAAAGGGGUCGACGGAGGAGGAGGGAUCGAAGUGCAGUUCCGUUUGUUACAAAAUAUAUUUUGUUCUUCUGGAAUUUUGCCUGCGAGCUUGUCGGGAUUGGGAUGGGAGCUAUAGGAGCUUACAUCCUGGCCACCAAAAACAAACUGGUGACUGACGCCAUCGACUUCUUCCUCGACCCCUCCUGCGUCCUGUGUCUGGUCGGGUCAGUGAUGACCUUCAUCGCAUUCUUCGGCUGCAUGGGCUCGCUCAGGGAAAACACAGUAUUUCUUAAAAUUUUCCACUACUUCCUGAGUCUGCUGCUGCUGGGCCAGGUGGCUCUGGCCAUCAUCACCUUCAUCUUCUACUACGCCCCGGAUGUUCGGGACAAGAUGGGGUUGUUCCCCGAGCAGGACUUCAAGGACGCCAUCGUCAAGUACAGGGACGACCCCGACAUGCAGAACCUCAUCGACAACUUCCAGAAAUUGUUGGGGUGUUGCGGCGUCAGUAACGACGAGACCGGCUACAAGGACUGGAACGCGAACCCCUACUUCAACUGCAGCGCCAACAACCCCAGCGCGGAGAAAUGUUCAGUACCGCCGUCCUGCUGUAUACCCAAGCCGGACCAAAUUAUGAACCUUCUAUGUGGCGCGGAAGUACAGAAGAUAGAGAAUGGAAUAUUAGUAGCCGGGGACACAACGAAGGUGUAUACUGAUGGUUGUUUGUACGCGCUGGGCUCGUGGAUCAACCAGCACUCUCUCAUCAUAGGUGGAGUCAUGCUCGGCGUCCUCUUGCCACAGAUUUUCCUCAUAUGCAUGGCUCGUAGUGUGGCGGACGGCGUCAAAACUCAGAAGAGGAAAUGGGAGCGGCGCUAAACGUGUACGUUCGGUAACGUGAUCUUCUAGCGGCACCUGCUGGAAAAAGUGAGAAAAAAAAACUGCCCGUGAUACCACGGCGACCUUUGCAGGUGGCCCCAUUCUGUGAUUACUUCAUAUGAUCAUUGUCGGUGUCUCACCCAUCCACAAAAAACCUUAUACAAUGGCACUUCACUGAUACAUAAUGGUAUGUACUCAAUAUGCCUGAAGAGUGAUGAAUCAUCAAGAAAGAAUACGGAUCAACCAAAUAAGAAAUUGUGAUUUACAUGUUUACUGUAUUGUCUCGCCCCUGUGUUGCUAAUGGAAUGAUCCAGUGCCCGUGGCGUCAGUGUGUGGGCGUGUUUCACGUGGAUCUUUUCUUCAAUGGUCAGCCGUACUGCUUCUGUCAAAUGCGGAUAUCAACCACUAGCUUCGUGACAGCUCGUGAUAUUUCGGAACCACCCGAAGUCAGACAGGGAACACCGGAAACAUACGAGUAACGCCGAGGGAUCAGCACUCUGUGUGACUGAUAUUAGUACUUACGAAGGUCUGUCUCAGAUGUGCAGAAUGUAUACUGAAAUGCCUUGUCACCUCCACGCUCGUGCCUUGGUGUGUUCUGCACGUAAUUACAAUUUCUGGCCAUAUGACAGUAUUAUAAAUAUGUAUGUGUCCAAGAAAAUUGAGCAAUGUUGAAUGGACAGACCUGUACGUAUUGCUCGGGAAUGAAAUAUAUGGUGAUCAAUUUGUUUCCGAUGAAGAUAUUUGAUUAAUAUGCACAGUUCAUAUAUUUAGGGACCGUCAUAUAUGUAUGAUUUGUUAUCACAGCAAAUACAUACAGGUGUUUCAAUAAGGUCAUGGCUUUAUGUGAAGAAUAGUGAAGAAAGAAUCGGGUAAUCAUUAACUCUUUUUGACUAGUUUAGAUGCAUAUUCACUUAUCUCAUUGUCAAUUAAAUGUGUAUAUAGCCGAGUCCAAAAGAAACAUUCAAAUACAGUAAAAUGCGUUUAUAACGAACUCGCUUGUAACGAACUGACGGAUAUCACAAACUUCAUUUUUGGUCCCGGUCAUUUGCAGUAUAGAUGUUGUAUAUAUGCUUAUAACGAACUACGGUUAUAACGAACUAAAAUUAGUGGUCCAUUUGAGUUAGUUAUAACCGUAGUACACUGUAUACAGUAAACCCUCGUUAACCCGGGCUCCAUUCCCGGGCGAUUACUACAGACGACGCUUACACGUCUACAAAUUGCCAUUACCCCGUAUAAAACCAGUAUAAGUUUAAUCGGCAAAUUUGGUAAUCCGGGCGAUUUUAGUGGGAACGCUGGCGUCCGGAUUAAGGAGGUUUCAUUGUUCAUUUAACAUCAAGGGAAUAUGGUUAUAGACACAUCCGUGUGGGAUAGUUUCAUACUUCGAGUUAAACAUACUUCGACUUAACAGAUGUCAAGAUAGAGAUGUACAUUGUUUGACUAUCUAGCGUGUUAAAAUUAGAAAUACGUACCAAGUAUUUUUCCACCGUCCGUGUAACGAGAGUGGUGUGCAUGUACGUGUACGUGCUCGUCACUGCUUUAUCUGUCUUUCCGUCGAAUAUCUCGUUCGUACACAGGUAUACCUACCUACAAGCCUCACAUUGAUGCAUGGAUUGUGCAUUAAUAAAACGUCAUAAGAAUAUUAUUAGCGAGAGGUUGUGGUUUACGAAGGCAAUAUCUAAGGUUUAUGUGAUAUGCGCUAUACUGCCCACAAGUUUAAUGUCCAUCCUCGUUUAUCCAGUGCAUUAUAUUUUCACCUCACUUAUGAUCCUAGAAUCAUAGAAUAAUUUGAUUGGACUGCUAUCGUGUCAUUCAAAUCUGACUACAGUGAAGAUAUAACAUCGGUUUGCUAUCAUCCAGUGGUAUGAAAAAAAGUAGGUUAAAGUGUUCAUUGGGUGUGUUUACAAUCUGACAACAUCAAACACGUGACCCGGGUGUUUUAUUAUUUAUGACGGAAAAAGGGGUGAAAGAAAAUAACAUGUAUGCAGUGCAUUAGUAUCUUUAACACGUAAAAAGAACAUACAAAUUCGUUAAGUUGUGUGAUAUAUUCUUCUAAGGAUUUAAUAUUUUGAAAAGGUCAAUGUUAUAUAAUUGAUUGUAAAUAUAUGUAUAAACAUCUACGUUUUACAAAUUUAACAUAGUUAUUAAUUUUAGAUAUCUAUUUUUUAUUGGUAAAUAUAAAUAUUAAUAAUGAAUAUAUGAGAAAAAAUCUCGUUUUAACUUUUCUUACUAUUUAACAUAAUUUUUUGAGAAAGCCUAUAAUAUUUCAAGUGUCAAUAUAUCUUACAGGUUUCUUACAGUUAUAAUAGUUGGCUGUCCCUUUAUGGUAAACACGAGAUAAAUGCAGAAAUACUUAUCGUAUAUACGUAAAGUUGUCUACAGCGUCAAUCAAUAACACAGUUUUAUUGUGAGAAUCAUUCCACUGUUUAUAUUCUAAAUCAAAUUAUAAAUAGCAUAAUUUAUUUCACCAUCAGUAUUUCCCAUCAUUUCUCACGUCUCGUUCGUGCUGUUCAUAAUCAUAACUGGUUGCCGACCUAAUGAAAUUAUGCAAUAUGAUAUGAUAUGACACAGCCGUGUCAGUUUGACAUUACAUAAUAUGUCAAAAAAUUGUUAUAAUGUUUUUCGAAUAAAUUAUGUUUUUUAAUGAA
Messenger RNA from Haliotis rufescens (red abalone), 3755 nucleotides. Its product is annotated as tetraspanin-33-like. The transcript is spliced from 7 exons. Lineage: Eukaryota; Metazoa; Mollusca; Gastropoda; Lepetellida; Haliotidae. The coding region runs from base 238 to 1110 and encodes 290 amino acids. Gene Ontology annotation, cellular component: membrane. The record is from RefSeq and is a predicted model, not a curated record.